UGAUUUUUCGGCGCGGACCCUUGCGAGGCUGGCAAACCGAAGGAGAGAAAAGGAAGGGAAAAAAGUCGCGGCCAUCUUUAGAUUAAAUCUCCCAAGGACCUUCCCCAUCUCAUCAGGCCUUUUUCUUGCCAGAACGUCUCAGAUCGCCCAGAUCACACCAUUUCUGGCACGCAAAACAGACGACCGAAACGAUGACGGUCCUCGGAAAGCGCAAGUCGCGCUCAGCGGCCCCCGAAAAGCCAGCCAUCUCUGAGGAAGAAGCCCAAGCCAUCUUCCGCCGGCACUUUGAGGCGCAAUUCAUGCCACUCGAAGAGAGCAACCCGCACGGCGAAGCCAGCACCAGCGCAGACACAGAGAAUGACGGCGACGGCCUGGAAGACCUGCGAUCCUCGGACGAAGAAGACGACUGGGACGGACUCUCGGGAUCUGACGGCGAUGACGAUGACGAGGCCCCGGAGCCCAUCACGGUCGAGGUGGUAGACUAUUCGAAAAGCAGCGGCCCGAUCAACCCCCUGGCAGCCGCGCUGGCGAAGCGGGAAUCCAAGCGGCUCCUCUCGUCCAAGGUCCCCCUGUCGGACGCGGCGGCGGCGGUCGCCACCAAGUCCAAGACCAAGACGCCCACGGACGAGGACACGACGGACCUGCUCAAGAACGACCUGGCGCUGCAGCGGCUCCUCUCCGAGUCGCACCUCUUCAACCCGUCCGGGCACAGCUCGUCCAUGAUCGGGUCCUCCGCCGCCGCCGUCGACACGGAGCACAGCGGCCGCAACCGGCACGUGGCCACGGACAUGCGCCUGUCGGCGCUGGGCAGCAAGGCCUCCGUCUUCAGGCAGGAGAAGAUGCCCAUGAGCCACCGCAAGGGCAUCGAGGGCGCCAAGGUCGCCCGCGAGUCCAAGAGGAGGAGGGAGGCCAAGGACAACGGCAUCAUCCUGGAGAGGGAGGUCAAGAAGACGACCAAGCGAGGCGGCAGUGGUGGAUCCGGCCGGAGGGAGAGGGCCGUGGAUGCGCCUGCGGUCGGCAAGCUGAUGAACGGUAUGCUGAGGCUGAGCAAAAAGGACGUUGCUGAGAUCAACGGUCCGGUACGGAGUAGCGGCAAGAUGAAGAAGCGCCGGAGGUAAGAGGCAGAUAUCUAUGGAGUCGUACCAAAACGUUUCGGCGGGCGAGAAGCAAGAAACAGCGCAUCGCGCGUUCAAAGGUGCAAACCGUGUUUUUGACUGGCCGCAAAGGGGGAGUUUUUAUUUUUUAUUAAAUUUUUUUUUAAAAUAUGUUUUCAGCGGGUUACUUGUUCAGCUUCAACGGAGACAAGCUAUAUAGAUGGAAAUCUCAUAUACCCACAGUACCCAAUACCUAAUAGAACAUUGUUCAAACACCCUUCAGGAUGUCUCGUCCGACCAACCUUGCGAUACAACAGAAAACCACAGAGGCUGAAAUCGUGGUUCUAGACCAUCUGCAACCAAAAUGGUGCGUACAUGAGAAACCAAUUGUGGAACCUCGGACUACUUGUACACUUGUGUAGCUACUAUACCCGGAAACCCCAAGCUUGCAGUAACAGAUCACGGCACGAUCAGUAAUAUAUCACAUGGGC
Molecule: messenger RNA, 1585 nt
Organism: Truncatella angustata
Lineage: Eukaryota; Fungi; Ascomycota; Sordariomycetes; Amphisphaeriales; Sporocadaceae
Exons: 1
Coding region: 192-1118 (308 amino acids)
Biological process (GO): maturation of SSU-rRNA from tricistronic rRNA transcript (SSU-rRNA, 5.8S rRNA, LSU-rRNA)
Cellular component (GO): nucleolus
Source: RefSeq, a predicted model, not a curated record